AUGCCCAGUCGGCCCCCUCCAUCCGCUGACCCGCCUCGCCUCCUGGUCAUCGGCGCCGGCUCCCGUGGCCAGGCCUAUGCCCACGGCGUGCACACCGCCACCAACGGCACCAUUGCUGCCGUUGCUGAGCCCCAUGCCUUCAAGCGCGCCCAGUUCGGUCGCAACUAUGUCUGGGGCCCUCGCGGCGACAAGGCCCCCGCCGAGGGUGAGUCGUUCACCUCAUGGACAGAGUUCAUCACCUACGAGAAAGAGCGCCGCCGCCGCGCCGCCGUACCAGGCGCCAAGGGCGUUCCCCGGGGCGUGGACGGUGUAUUCGUCUGUGUGCUGGACGAGAUGCACCGCGAGGUGGUGGUGGCGCUUGCCGCGCUGGGCGGCCUGCACAUCAUGUGUGAGAAGCCGCUGGCCACCACGCUGAGCGACUGCGUGGAGAUGUACCGGGCCCUGCGGGACAACACCGGUGCCGGGGGCGAACCCUGCGUUUUCUCCAUCGGACACGUGCUGCGGUACAGCCCGCACAAUGUCGAGCUGCGCAGGCUGCUGCUUGAGGAGAAGGUCAUCGGCGACGUACUCUCCGUCGUGCAUACCGAGCCCGUCGGCUGGUGGCACUUUACCCACAGCUACGUGAGGGGCAACUGGAGGAGGGAGGACACCACGGCCCCGAGCCUGUUGACCAAGAGCUGUCACGAUGUGGAUGUCCUGCUGUGGUUCCUGUGCUCGCCGGCGAGAUAUGAGGAUGGCGGGCAGAAGGCCGUGCCGCAUCUCCCGUCCACGGUAUCAAGCAGUGGGCGGCUGCAGUACUUCAAGAAGAGCAGGAAGCCUGUCGGCGCAGGAACAGUGACCAACUGUCUACAGUGUCCGGUCGAGGAGACGUGCAAGUACUCGGCAAAGCGCAUCUAUACCGGCGACAAGCCCUUCAUGGGGUUGGGAGCAGGCACCGUUGGCUGGCCUGUGAGCAUCGUGGUCCCCGAGAUUGAGGAUCUCGGGGCUGGUGAAGAGGGCCGAAGGGCUCUCAUGGCGAAGCUGGCUGAGGAUUACGGCCCAGAGAUGCCGGACUCGGAGAUUGCGAAGCGCAACUGGUUUGGUCGGUGCGUCUACGAGAGUGACAACGACGUGGCAGACGAGCAGGUGGUGACCAUCACCUGGGAUGACGAUGUUCUCCCGUCGUCAUCAGAGGGCGGCGACGGAGCUGGUCCCCUGUCGGACAGUCUGGGCGGUCGAGGCGCAAAGCAGGCGACCUUCCACAUGGUGGCCCAGACCAAGCGGCAAUGCGAGCGGUUCACGCGUAUAUAUGGCGUCAACGGGGAGAUCUACGCAGACUCAUACACCAUCACGGUGGAGGACUUCAAUACCGGCAAGACAACCACGCACACACCGCGCAUGGAGAGCAUGGGCCACGGCGGCGGUGAUCUGGGUCUGGCGAGACAGUUCGUGGAGGCUAUCGAUGUGGUCAAGAACAAGCGCGACGAAGGCUGGACGAGCGACAGGGCGCAGAAGGAGAUCAUACGCUGCACGUUGGACGAGGUCAUCAGGAGCCAUGCCAUGGUCUUUUGUGCCGAGGAGGCCAAGAGGGGGAAGAAGGUUGUGGACUGGGCUGAGUGGUGGGCACGGGAGGUCGAGGGCAAACUGGACGCGAAGCAAUAG
Molecule: messenger RNA, 1641 nt
Organism: Cryphonectria parasitica EP155
Lineage: Eukaryota; Fungi; Ascomycota; Sordariomycetes; Diaporthales; Cryphonectriaceae
Product: NAD(P)-binding protein
Exons: 1
Coding region: 1-1641 (546 amino acids)
Molecular function (GO): nucleotide binding
Source: RefSeq, a predicted model, not a curated record